UCCGCUCCUCCCGGGGCGGCCGCCGCUGCUCGCGGUGCGGACCAUGGACCGGCUGAGCGUGCUGGACCAGCUCCUGCCAGAGCUCAGCAUCCUGCUCAAGCUGCUGGACCAUGAGUACCUGAGUGCCACAGCCCAGGAAAAGAAGGUGGCUGUGUCCUCCAUCCUGCAGAAGCUGCAGCCACCCACAGGGAAGGACACAGACUUCAUGUAUGUGAACACGGCCUCCCUGAGCAAUGGCACCAGCUUUGUGGAGUCUCUCUUCGAGGAGUUUGACUGUGACCUGCGGGAUCUCCGGGACAUGCAGGAGGAUGAUGGGGAUACUGGUGACAGCAUCGGUGUGGAGCUCGCGAGGAGCCAGCCAGCUAAGAGCGUUCCUGCAGACCCCCCUCCGCCUCUACCCACCACCCCCCCACCUGAGGAUUACUAUGAGGAAGCGCUGCCCCUGGGCCCGGGCAAGGCCCCCGAGUACAUCACCUCCCGCAACAGCUCCAGCCCCCCCAACUCUAUCAUGGAUGGCUACUAUGAGGACGCAGACAGCAACUACCCCGUCACCAGGAUGAACGGGGAGCAGAAGAACUCUUACAACGACUCAGAUGCCAUGAGCAGUUCCUAUGAAUCUUAUGAUGAAGAGGAGGAGGAGGGGAAAGGUCAGCAGCUGACACACCAGUGGCCAUCAGAAGAAGCCUCCAUGAACCUGGUGAAGGACUGUAGGAUUUGUGCUUUCCUGUUGCGCAAGAAGCGCUUCGGGCAGUGGGCCAAGCAGCUCACCAUCAUACGGGAUGGCAAACUGCUGUGCUACAAAAGCUCCAAGGACCGGCAGCCACAUGUGGAAGUGCCACUGAGCACCUGCAAUGUCAUCUAUGUCCCCAAGGAUGGGCGACGCAAGAAGCAUGAGCUGCGCUUCUCACUGUCUGGCGCUGAGGCACUGGUGCUGGCUGUGCAGAGCAAGGAGCAGGCUGAAGAAUGGCUGAAGGUGAUAAAGGAAGCAAGCACUGCAGGAACGAGUGGGAUGGAAGUCCCCAUGUCCCCAGUGAUGCCCUGCAAGAUGGAUCUGGAUAAGAGGCUGUCACAGGAGAAGCACACCUCUGACUCAGACAGUGUGGCGACGGGUGAGACCUGCUCCCCCAUGGCGCGCAGAGAGCUCUGCGAGAAUGGGAAAGUCAAGAAGAGCGGCUUGGCUGACCUGAAGGGCUCGAUGAGCCGGGCAGCAGGGAAGAAGAUCACCAGGAUCAUCAGCUUCUCCAAGAAGAAGCCUUCCCCUGAGGAUACGCAGACCUCCUCCACUGAGGAGGAUAUCCCAUGCUGCGGCUACCUGAGCGUCCUGGUCAACCAGUGCUGGAAGGAGCGUUGGUGCCGCCUCAAGGCCAACACCCUCUACUUCCACAAGGACCGCACCGACCUGCGCACCCACGUCAAUGCCAUCAACCUCCGGGGCUGUGAGGUGGUCCCAGGACUGGGUCCCAAACACCCCUUUGCAUUCCGUAUCCUGCGCAAUGGGCAGGAGGUGGCCGCUCUAGAGGCAAGCUGCUCAGAAGACCUGGGCCGCUGGUUGGGCCUUCUCUUGGUGGAGACGGGCUCCCAGACCACACCGGAGGCCUUGCACUAUGACUACGUGGAUGUGGAGACGAUUGCUAACAUUGUGACAGCCGUGAGGCACUCCUACCUGUGGGCCAGCAGCUCCCAGGACAGCCGGCCCGACUCCUCCCGCGUGGUGUAUGAUGAUGUCCCCUACGAGAAGGUUCAGGCAGACGAGGAGUCGGGACGGCCAGCAGGAGCCCAGGUGAAGCGCCAUGCCUCCUCCUGCAGCGAGAAGUCGCGGCGAAUUGACCCGCAGGUCAAAGUGAAGAGACAUGCAUCGAAUGCCAACCAGUACAGGUAUGGGAAGAACCGGGCUGAGGAGGAUGCCAGGCGGUUUCUGACAGAGAAGGAUAAGCUGGAGAAGGAAAAAGCAGCAAUUCGCAGUGAGCUGGUGCUGCUGCGGAAAGAGAGGAGGGAGCUGCGGGAAGCCAUGAAAGGCAGCUCAGGAGUGAAGCUGCAGGACCUGGAGCAGCGUGUGGCUUUGCUGGAGGAGCAAUGCCGGCAGAAGGAGGAGCGCCGCGUCGACCUGGAGCUCCAGCUGAGUGAAGUGAAGGAGCAGCUGAAGCAGUCGUUGGCAGGAGGGCCGGCCCUGGGACUGGCUGUGACCAGCAAGGCUGAGAAUGGGGAAGCUACAAACAAGCCAAAUGGGAGCCCUCCUGAGCACUUGGUUCCCGUUAACAGUGCAGCUGAACUGAGAAAGAGAAGCCCCUCCAUCCUUCCUGCCAACAAGGGCAAUGUGCUGAGGAAGGCCAAGGAAUGGGAAAAGAAGCAGACUUAAACCAGGCAGUGGGAACACCUGCCAGGCCCCACUGGACACUGUGGCCUACUGAGGAGCUACAAGGCCCCUUUCCCAGGCGUGGGGAGAAGUGUCGCCUCCCUUGCCCCUGUGCUACAGUGCCUGCCACAUGGGCAAUACUAUGAACUGUGGGGAAAGGGGCGGGAGGGGAUUUACACAGAGCGAGGUGCUGGAGCAGGCUGCCCAGAGAAGCUGAGGAUGCCCCAUCUCUGGAGGCACUCAGGGCCAGGUGGGAUGGGAU
This is a messenger RNA of Centrocercus urophasianus (Greater sage-grouse), 2615 nucleotides long. RefSeq names its product actin filament associated protein 1 like 1 (gene AFAP1L1). The transcript is spliced from 19 exons. Lineage: Eukaryota; Metazoa; Chordata; Aves; Galliformes; Phasianidae. The record is from RefSeq and is a predicted model, not a curated record. Gene Ontology annotation, molecular function: SH3 domain binding. Gene Ontology annotation, cellular component: cytosol. Bases 44 to 2356 code for a protein of 770 amino acids.